UGCUUGCGUAUGGGAGUCGGCUGUUUUCAGCUGUUUUAUUCAUGUCUACAAAGUCGGAGCGCUAUUUACAGUGAUGUCCAAUUCACACAGUGGACGGCAGGAGUAGCAGCAACAUGGCUGCUGAUGACAAGUCGUCGUCCUCAUCCUCAACAGACUGGAGCGUCGAGCCGCCUGUCAUCUCGCCCACCAGCCCCUCCCACCUGACCCACUUCAAACCACUGACUCCGGAGCAGGAUGAGCCUCCUCUCCGCUCCGCAUACAGCUCGUUUGUCAACCUGUUUCGUUUCAACAACAAAGAGGAGGGGCGUCCCCCCUCAGCAGCAGGUUCAGAUAAGCCAGAUGUGCCGCCCCCCUCUCCUCAGUCAGAGGGGAGGAGCUGGUCGUCCAGUCCUUCCCACUCCCUCUACGGCUCGAGGACGCGCCGGAAACAACAUCCUGAACACCUCCGACGUACCUCCACUGCCUCCGUGGAUUGGCCAGACGGCAGCAGGAAGUCGGAUACGCCUCUAAGCAAUCAUGACCCUCGCACAGCUGUGCAACUUCGGACUGCACUGAAGAGGCUGAAGGAAAUCAUGGAGGGAAAGAGCCAGGACAGUGAUUUGAAGCAGUACUGGAUGCCUGAUAGCCAGUGUAAAGAGUGCUACGACUGCAAUGAGAAGUUCACCACCUUCCGCCGCCGACACCACUGUCGACUGUGCGGUCAGAUCUUCUGCAGCCGCUGCUGCAACCAGGAAAUCCCCGGAAAGUUCAUGGGCUACACGGGAGAUCUACGUGCCUGCACGUACUGUCGUAAAAUAGCGCUAAGCUACGCUCACUCAGCCGACUCGGGCUCCAUCGGGGAGGACCUGAGCGCCCUGUCCGACUCCCCCUGCUCUGUGUGUGUGUUGGAGCCCAGCGAGCCUCGGACACCUGUGGGUGGGCGCAAGGCCAGCAGGAACAUAUUCCUGGAGGAAGACCAGACCUGGCAGAGAAAAACUCCUAUUGGGAUGAGAAAGAAUAUGAUUCACCAGGAGCCUCAGAGCAGCGGCCUCGCUUCCAGACUUACAACUCUGCAGGAAGACGUCGGCAAAUCGCCCGCAAGGAAGAGAUCCGCCAGCGUGACCACCCUGUCGCUGGACCGCUCCGGAUCCUCCAUGGUUCCCUCCUACGACAGCUCAGUGAGUCCGCCGACCAGCCGGGCCAUGUCGGGCACCAAGAGCGGCGCCAAGCUGGACCACAGCGAGGAGGAGAGGAAGAUCCUGCUGGACUCCUCCCAGCUGAAAGACCUGUGGAAGAAAAUCUGCAACAACAGCACAGGGAUGGAGUUCCAGGACCACAGGUACUGGCUGAGGACCUACCCCAACUGCAUUGUGGGAAAGGAGCUUGUCAACUGGCUGCUGAGGAACGGCACCAUCUCCACCAGGGCCCAGGCGAUCGCCAUCGGUCAGGCGUUGGUGGACGGUCGCUGGCUGGACUGUGUCACCCACCACGACCAGCUGUUCAGGGACGAGUACGCUCUCUACCGCCCCCUCCAGAGUACAGAGUUCUCAGAAACGCCGUCUCCAGAUAGCGAUAGCGUCAACUCCUUGGAGGGACAUUCAGAGCCAUCCUGGUUCAAGGACAUCAAGUUUGAUGACAGUGACACUGAGCAGCUUGCAGAUGAGGCCGAGUACAACAUGCCUAACUCUGCCAGCCCCAGCAAGAGGACGUCCGUCAGCAGCUUCCAGUCCGUGGUCGACAGCGACUCAGCCGCCUCCAUCAACCUCAACAUGGAGCAAAACAAUGUCAACUUCCACAUUAAGAAACAGUCCAAGUAUCCACACGUGCCUCCUGCCGCUGACCAGAAAGCUGAGUUUCUUGUGUCUGAGGAUGGAGGUCAGAACAUUGUCAUAAGUGACGCCUUCAUCAAAGAGUCUCUGUUCAACCGGCGCGUGGAGGAAAAGGCCAAAGAGAUGCUGUUCACGCCGCUGGGUUGGCACCACAGCUCUCUGGACCAGCUCAGAGAGGAGAACGGAGAGAAGAAGGCCAUGGAGAGGCUGCUCUCGGCCAACCACAGCCACAUGAUGGCGCUGCUGCAGCAGCUGCUCUACAGCGAGUCUCUGUCUCUGUCCUGGAGGGACAUCAUCGUCCCCGUGGUUCGACAGGUGGUCCAGACCGUGCGGCCCGACGUCCGCAACUGCGACGACGACAUGGACAUCCGACAGCUGGUCCACAUCAAGAAGAUCCCCGGGGGCAGGAAGUUUGACUCAGCUGUGGUAAACGGCUUCGUAUGCACCAAAAACAUCGCCCACAAGAAGAUGAACCCCUACAUCAAGAACCCCAAGAUUCUGCUGCUGAAGUGCUCCAUAGAGUAUCUGUACAGAGAGGAGACCAAGUUCACCUGCAUCGACCCCAUCGUGCUGCAGGAACGAGAGUUUUUGAAGAACUACGUCCAGCGCAUCGUCGACGUCCGUCCCACCCUGGUACUGGUGGAGAAGACGGUGUCCCGCAUCGCUCAGGACAUGCUGCUGGAGCACGGCAUCACACUGGUCAUCAACGUCAAACCGCAAGUCCUGGACAGAGUGAGCCGCAUGACGCAGGGAGACCUGGUCAUGUCCAUGGACCAGCUCCUCACCAAACCUCGACUGGGGACCUGCCACAAGUUCUACAUGCAGCCGUUCACCCUGUCCAACAACGAUGCGAAGACUCUGAUGUUCUUCGAGGGCUGUCCCGCUCACCUCGGCUGCUCCAUCAAGCUGCGCGGUGCCUCGGAGUACGAGCUGGCCCGGGUGAAGGAGAUCAUCAUGCUCAUGGUGUGCGUGGCCUACCACUCCCAGCUGGAGAUCUCUUUCCUCAUGGACGAGUUCGCCAUGCCGCCCAGUUUGGCCCAGAGCACCUCGUUCCCCUGCCUGCUGGAGGGCGCCUCUGCGGAGGAGGAGGAGGAGGCCGAUGGAGAGACGAGCGGGAAGGAGACAAACGGGGAGAGCCAGGAGAAAACCUCAGCGACCGAAGACUCUGGGAUGGGAGGAAAACCCGAGGAGGAAGGGCUUCCCUCCGAGGCUUCAUCCAGAAACGGAGAGACAGACGUUGUUCAAGACAAACUGAACUCAAAAUCACCCUCCUCUGUUCAAGAGGAGGAGGCUGGGAACACGGAGACAAUGACCUCCUCGCCAUUUUCCAGUCCACCGGCUCCGCCUGUGGUUGUCUCUCCCCCAUUUCUCAUGGAAGAAGACCAGGAGAUGACGCUGUCGGACUCGCUCGUCCGGGCGUCCGAGGGGGAGACGAGGGAGGAGGGAAUCCCACUGAAGGAGGAGUCGCUCAUGGAGGAUGGGGACGGUUCAGAGACGCCUACCCCCAGGUUGUUUCGAGACCCUCUGCAGGACGACACAGGGAUGUUUGUGGCCGAGGAGGUGACGUCAUCUGAUGACCGCCUCAAGUCCAUCUCCGCCGUCUUCAAGCAGGAGCUGAAGGACAUCAUCCUGUGCAUUUCUCCCUUCAUCACAUUUAAAGAGCCGUUCCUCCUCAUGCCCGCGGGCAUGCACUGCCCCAGCAGGGAUUACUUCCCUGAGCAGGUCUACCUGUCUCCUCUCCUAAACAAAGACUACAAGGAACUGGAUGGGCGCAGAAAGAGGCAGCUCCUUAAAGACCCCGCCCCCUCCUCCCUGGCCGGAGGUCAGACCAAUGGCGGUGCGCCGCCCAGGCCCAUCGACGUCCUGCCCUGCCACAGUCUCACCAGCACCCGCAUCAUAGAGCAGCUCAACAGCUGCCAGGAUCUGGCCAAAAUGGUGGCAGACUACAGAGCGAAGGGAGGUCGCAUCCGGCAGAGGGAAGCCACCGACAUCUUCAGCGCUGCCGGCGCCGCAGCUCCUUUCAACGGCCAGAGCAGAGCUGCGGAGGUCAAAGCACCGGUGAAGGCCGACAGUGAAGAGGAGAAGCCAAGCAAACUGAACGACAUGAGCUGGGCCCCCAAGCUGGACUGUCUGAACCCUGUCAACCACCAGAGACUGUGUGUGCUCUUCAGCAGUUCCUCCGCUCAGUCCAACAACGCGCCCAACCCCUGCGUCAGCCCGUGGAUUGUCACAAUGGAGUUCUACGGCAAGAACGACCUUUCUCUUGGCGUGUUCUUGGAGCGAUACUGUUUUAGGCCGUCUUAUCAGUGCCCCAGCAUGUUCUGUGAGACUCCCAUGGUGCACCACAUCCGGCGGUUCGUGCACGGCAGCGGCUGCGUGCAGAUCGUGUUGAAGGAGCUGGACUCCCCCGUGCCCGGUUAUCAACACACCAUUCUCAACUACUCCUGGUGCCGCAUCUGCAAACAGGUGACACCGGUUGUUCCUCUGUCCAACGACUCCUGGUCCAUGUCUUUCGCCAAAUACCUGGAGCUUCGCUUCUACGGCCACCAGUACACCAGACGGGCUAACGCGGAGCCGUGCGGCCACUCCAUCCACAAAGACUACCACCAGUACUUCUCAUACAACCAGAUGGUGGCCUCCUUCAGCUACACUUCAGUGAGGCUGUUGGAGAUUUGUCUUCCUCGUCCCAAGAUCUUCAUCAGGAACCUGGGACCUUCCAAAACCAUCCUGCAGCAGGACCUGAAGGACUUCUGUCAGAAAGUGACUCAGGUGUACUUGGCCAUAGAUGACCGCCUCACCUCCCUCAAGACCGACACCUUCAGCAAGACACGAGAGGAAAAGAUGGAGGACCUCUUCGCUCAGAAAGACAUGGAGGAGGCGGAGCUGCGGAGCUGGAUCGAGAAGCUCCAAGCCCGACUGCAGGCCUGCGGAGUGGACUCUCCCCAGCAGCUGCAGGUCGUUCUGGAGUCGCUGGUGAUGAAGAAACAGGGUCUGUGUGAGAUGCUUCAGUCCUGGAAUGGAAGGCUGCAGGACUUGUUCCAGCAGGAGAAGGGCAGGAAGCGUCUGUCCGUCCCCCCCAGCCCAGGCAGGCACAGACAAACCAACGCAGACGACAGCAAGAGCGCCCUGGAUUCCUCCCCCCGUAACCCGUCUCCUGUGGUGCAGAAUGGUGAAAAAGAGGACCGUCACCUCAGCGCGAUGACUUCAGCCUCCUCCUCCUCGCUGCUGCCGUCGCCGGGAGAACCCGGAGCUGAGCCGGUCACACCUGGUCCCUCCUUCUCUGAGCAGGACUCCGUCAGCCUCCCAGAGGACGUGUUCGACGGACACCUGCUGGGCUCCACUGACAGCCAGGUGAAGGAGAAAUCCACCAUGAAGGCCAUCCUCGCCAACUUUCUGCCCGGCAACAGCUACAACCCCAUCCCCUUCCCAUUUGACCCGGACAAACACUACCUGAUGUACGAACACGAGCGAGUGCCCAUCGCAGUGUGUGAGAAAGAGCCGAGCUCCAUCAUCGCCUUCGCUCUCAGCUGUAAGGAAUAUAAAACGGCUCUGGAUGAUCUGUCCAAGAUAUCGAACUCAGGAGGGGAUGAGACUCCACAGUCCGUCAGUACGGAGAGUCGGGCUAAGAGCAGCCCUGCCAGGCCCAGCGAGUCGGCCUCCUCCCAGCAGAGCCGCAGCAGCAUGGACACCGAUCCCCUCAAGGACGCAGACCUGGCCGACAAACAGAAGAAACAGACCUUGAAUCCGCACAUCGAGCUGCAGUUCUCCGAUGCCAACGCCAAGUUUUACUGCCGGAUCUACUACGCCGAGGAGUUCCACAAGAUGCGCGAGGAGAUCAUGGAGAGCAGCGAGGAGGACUUUGUCCGCUCGCUGUCCCACUGCGUCAACUGGCAGGCUCGCGGCGGGAAGUCCGGAGCUGUUUUCUACGCCACAGAAGAUGACCGGUUCAUCCUGAAGCAGAUGCCCAGACUGGAGGUCCAGUCCUUCCUGGACUUCGCACCUCACUACUUCACCUACAUCACUGGAGCUGUGCAGCAGAAACGGCCGACCGCGCUGGCAAAGAUCCUGGGCGUUUACCGGAUCGGCUACAAGAACUCCCAGAACAACACGGAGAAGAAACUGGACCUGCUGGUGAUGGAGAAUCUCUUCUAUGGACGCAAGAUGGCUCAGGUGUUUGACCUCAAAGGGUCGCUGAGGAACCGGAACGUGAAGACGGACUCGGGGAAGGAAAGCUGCGAGGUGGUUCUGCUGGAUGAAAACCUCCUGAAGCUGAUCCACGACAACCCGCUGUACAUCCGCUCGCACUGCAAAGCCAUCCUGCGGGCCGCCAUACACAGCGACGCCUACUUCCUGUCCAGCCACCUCAUCAUCGACUACUCCCUGCUGGUGGGGCGGGACGAUGCCACCGAUCAGCUGGUGGUCGGGAUCAUAGAUUAUAUCAGGACGUUUACCUGGGACAAGAGGCUGGAAAUGGUCGUCAAAUCCACUGGAAUUCUGGGAGGUCAAGGGAAGAUGCCCACCGUCGUCUCUCCGGAGCUGUACCGAACUCGUUUCUGCGAGGCCAUGGACAAAUACUUCCUGAUGGUACCGGACCACUGGACCGGCCUGGGCAUCAACUGCUGAGCGGUGCGUGCAGAGACCCGACACACACACGCACACACACACACACACACACACACACACCUCUGCUCCCUCUCAGACUCUCUAUGCACAAGAUCCAGUUUGGUGGACGGAGGCCUCAGUGAUGUGAGAACUGUUCGACCCACCAGAGACGCAGAAGCACACUGGACGUUGUAAAUGUUUGAAUAUUGUGCAGCCUGAAGCCCGACCAGAACACAGCACAGUAUCAUUCCACAGGAGCAGUGCCACUCUGUGACUGAGGCAUUAUGAAGACAUUUCAAUCUGUUUUUAAUCACUGGGGAAACAUUGUCGUAUUAUGGGAUUAUAAUUUAUGUCCCUCUGGAUUCCUGUGUUUCGCUGACGGGGUUUGUUAUUUUUAGUGCCAUGAGUCCAACCGUUUCAAGAGGACCUGCUGAAAACAUUCAGUCUUGUGGUUAAAGUUUGUUAAACAAACUAAUUCAUGUAAUUUAAAGUUUGUAAAUGUACAGAGAUUAUGUAACUAUUAA
Messenger RNA from Seriola dumerili (greater amberjack), 6934 nucleotides. It is a transcript of the gene pikfyve, whose product is annotated as phosphoinositide kinase, FYVE-type zinc finger containing. Gene Ontology annotation, biological process: phosphatidylinositol metabolic process; intracellular signal transduction. Gene Ontology annotation, molecular function: 1-phosphatidylinositol-3-phosphate 5-kinase activity; metal ion binding; ATP binding. Lineage: Eukaryota; Metazoa; Chordata; Actinopteri; Carangiformes; Carangidae. The record is from RefSeq and is a predicted model, not a curated record. The coding region runs from base 114 to 6431 and encodes 2105 amino acids. The transcript is spliced from 44 exons.